Messenger RNA from Nymphalis io (European peacock), 5393 nucleotides. RefSeq names its product 5'-3' exoribonuclease 2 homolog (gene Rat1). Gene Ontology annotation, biological process: nuclear-transcribed mRNA catabolic process. Gene Ontology annotation, molecular function: 5'-3' RNA exonuclease activity; RNA binding. The transcript is spliced from 17 exons. The record is from RefSeq and is a predicted model, not a curated record. The coding region runs from base 96 to 3026 and encodes 976 amino acids. Gene Ontology annotation, cellular component: nucleus. NCBI's taxonomy places the organism in Eukaryota, Metazoa, Arthropoda, Insecta, Lepidoptera, Nymphalidae.
UGGCACCUGCGUCGAUUUGUUUGUGUUGAAUAUUUGACGAUAUCAAUUAAAUUGAUUGAAAACAAACUAUAUAUAUUGUCACAAAUACUCACAAUAUGGGAGUACCAGCAUUCUUCCGCUGGCUGAGCCGCAAAUAUCCAAGCGUUAUUGUCGAAUGUAUUGAACAGAGGCCAACCGACGUAGAUGGCCAGCUCAUACACGCAGACUCGUCAUUACCAAACCCUAAUGGGGUCGAAUUUGACAAUCUAUAUUUGGACAUGAAUGGAAUCAUCCAUCCUUGUACGCAUCCUGAAGACAAACCGCCGCCAAAGGAUGAGGACGAGAUGAUGGUGGCGAUCUUCGAAUGUAUUGACAGGCUGUUCCGCAUCGUGCGGCCCAGGAAAUUGUUGUACAUGGCUAUCGAUGGAGUUGCGCCCAGAGCUAAGAUGAAUCAACAAAGAUCUCGUCGAUUCAGAGCCUCAAAGGAAACUCAAGAAAAGAUUGAGGAGGUAGCUCGCAUCAGGUCUGAACUUCAAGUAAAAGGAGCAUACUUACCCCCUGAGAGACCCAAGGAGGCACACUUUGACUCUAACUGUAUCACUCCUGGUACUCCAUUCAUGGAUCGGCUCAGCAAGUGUUUGCACUAUUAUAUACAUGACAGGUUAAACAAUGAUCCCGGAUGGAAAGGUGUUAAGGUUAUUUUAUCUGAUGCUAAUGUUCCCGGGGAAGGGGAACACAAGAUUAUGGACUAUAUUAGAAGACAAAGAGCUCAACCAGACCAUGACCCAAAUACACAGCAUGUAUUAUGCGGUGCUGAUGCAGAUCUCAUCAUGUUGGGUCUUGCGACACACGAGCCUAACUUCACCAUAAUCAGGGAGGAGUUCAAACCGAAUAAGCCUAGACCCUGUGAUGUUUGUGGUCAGCUAGGGCAUGAGAUGAAGGAAUGCACAGGGACUACUCCAGAUGCAUCUCUAGUCCGUUCAGAUCCCGCCUUUGGUAACCAGGACAGCUUCAUUUUCGUGCGACUGAGCGUGUUGCGAGAAUAUCUUGAAAAAGAGCUGCAGAUGCCCAACCUCCCAUUUGACUACGACUUUGAGCGUGCCCUGGACGACUGGGUGUUCAUGUGCUUCUUCGUGGGCAACGAUUUCCUGCCGCAUCUGCCCAGUCUCGAGAUCAGGGAGGGGGCCGUGGAUCGGCUCGUCAACCUAUACAAAAAAUGCGUCUACAAGACCAGAGGUUGGAUCACGGAUUCGGGCGAUGUGAACUUAGAUCGAGUUCAAGUUAUAAUGGACGAGUUGGGCCGCGUCGAGGACGAGAUCUUCCGCCGGAGACACCAAAAUGAAGUGAGCUUCAAGGCGCGCGAGAAGGCUAAGAAACAACAGAAGGUCAACUUUAGCUUACUGGAAAAUACGCAGUUUGCACCAGCGCCGCUAGGAGGCGCUUCGAAAACAGUGGAGAACGCUCGUCAAGAAGCCGCUAAUAUAAGACGGGCCGGAAUGGAAGCUGUUGCCCAGCGCGACGGCCCGGCGCGCGGGCGCAAGCGGUCGGCGAGCGCGGCGGGGCUGGACGGCGCGGGCGGCGCGGACGGCGCGGACGACGCGGGCGACGCGGACGCGCACGACGAGGUGCGCCUGUGGGAGGAGGGCUUCAAGGAGCGCUACUACGAGAGCAAGUUCGAGGUGGCGCGCGACAACCUCGAGUUCCGGUACCGCGUGGCGCUGCAGUACGUGCGCGGCCUGUGCUGGGUGCUCCGCUACUACUACCAGGGCUGCGCAAGCUGGAAGUGGUACUUCCCCUACCACUACGCGCCCUUCGCCUCUGAUUUCGUCAACAUACAGGGACUGUCCACCAAGUUCGAGAAGGGCACGCAACCCUUCCGCCCCCUGGAGCAGCUGAUGGGGGUGUUCCCGGCCGCCAGCGCGCAGCACGUGCCGCAGCCCUGGGCCACGCUCAUGAGCGACCCCUUUUCUCCAAUAAUCGACUUUUAUCCAACGGACUUUAAGAUCGAUUUGAAUGGUAAGAAGUUCGCGUGGCAAGGAGUCGCCUUGCUACCCUUCGUUGACGAGACAAGACUGUUCAAAGCUCUGGAACCGUACUACAAGGAACUGACGCAAGCAGAAAAACAACGCAACACCAAGGGCCACGACCGCCUGUACGUGUCUCCCGCUAACAAGUGUUACGACUUCCUGCUGGCGCUGUACACGGAGGCCGGCGACGACCUGCGGAGACUCAUCGAGGCCGACCAGCGCUACCCUUUCCGCUGCGAGGGGGUGCGGGGGGACGUCAUGCUCAGUGUCGACAACGUCUGCACGGGCGGGCAGCUGUCGUCGCCCGUGAUCGGGCUGAGCCCGGUGCUGGGCAACCGCGUGGUGUGCGUGCGGUUCCAGGACCCGCAGUACCCGGACGAGUUCGUGUUCCCGGCGCGGCGGCUGCGCGGAGCCCAGCAGCCCGCGCGGGUGCUCAAGCCGGGCAACCUGAGCCACGAGCAGAACAGGAACUGGAGGCCGCAGAUCGGCAUGGUGCGCGCCAGCAGCCAGGCGUCGCUGGAGGCGGCCGGCCACCGCAUGCUGGGCCACGCCCUGCCGCGCGCGCACUACGCCUCCGUGCCGCCCCCGCACAAUCGUUCACAGUCGUUUGGACCACACCGAGGCGGAUAUGUGCCGCAUCAGAUAUCCCAUAGCAAUCAAGGGUACAACCGUUCUGGUUACCAGCCCAGUCAAGAUAGGUACGGUUCAAACCAAGACAGAUACGGCUCAAACCAAGACAGAUAUGGUUCGAACCAAGACAGGUAUGGCUCGAACCAAGAUAGGUACGGCUCAAACCAAGGCUACCGACAGAACCAGGGUUCGCACGGCCGAUCAUAUUCCCAUAAUCAAGGUCACGGUUAUUCUUCAACACAAAACAAAUACAGCGGCCACCAGGGACACCAUCAACGGCAGGGAAGCGACCAGCAAGGGCCGCCCAGCCACGGGCAGGGGAGCAGUUACAACAGUCAGAGACCCAACGCCGGCUCAAACAGAUACCAGGGUAACUCGACGUGGCGUUGAGAGACUCGAGUUUUUUAAUUUGAAUAAAGUGUAAUAAUAAUUAAAUUUAAAAUUAAAAAAAGACGAAACAUUGCUAGUUUACAGACAUGGUAAUAUAAAUAGUUAGUAAAUGAAAGAAAAUAUUUAUAAUAUAAACUGGCUAUGUACUGUAUUUGUUCCUAUCUCAGUACGCUGGAGACAGUGUUGCCACUAUUUUUAAUUCGAUGUUGGCAAUAUUGAAUAGAAUUAAAUUUCUAUAUUUUAUAACUACGAGUCAGUUCGUUACACGUACAAAUUACUGCGCUUAUCUGUAAGAACUCACUUCUUAAACUUAAAAAGAUUGCAACCCAUUAUUCAUUAUCAUACAAAAAAUUAUUCCACGAUGUAAUGUGUAUUAUUUGUUAGAGAUCCUUAAUAAAUAAAUAAAUAAUAGCCAGAUAUUUGACGAUCGUUCCUACAGACUUGAUGGACUGGACUUAACUUGCAAUUACACUCGAUGUUUGUUAUAUCAUCCUGAAAUAUAUAACAAUACAUAUGUACACUAUUUCAACUAUGUUACACGUCUGCCCAAAAAAGGAUAUACAUGUUUUCAGGGUCUGUGUAUGUGCUUAAAUGCCUGACCAUUCGGGUGUGUGGGGCACGAUAGGCACCUUACACCAUGGGACACUGUUUUUUUUUUAGACUUCAUAGUUAGCCAUUUCAAAUCGAUAUAUAUCAAUAUAUCUUAUUGACUUUAAGUGUAUAAUUUUGACGCAGGUUUAUAUAUAUAUAUAUAUAUUAACUAAUGUGAAACCUGGAUAACUAUGUAUAAUAAUACAUUUGAACGAAUGUAUUACACGUGACGGAAGUUGUAAAUAAAACGAUUAUGUACAAAUCUAAACAUUGAUAUCUAAAUGUACAGUCAGCACAAAAAUUUGUCAAAAAACAAUGUUUUUUAUAUGUACUCGCUACAAAAACAUAUGUCAAUUUUUUAUCUAGUAUUUCCAAACUUAUAUUAAUGUCAAAAAAAUUACCUCGAAAGGUAUUUUUCCUAUAUAAUAUUAUUUUAAAUAUAUUAAUGGUAGGGUGGUUGUCACCACCUACUCAUCAAUUGGUCUACCCCCUAACAUUACGUACGGCUGUAUGUCAGUUAGCCAGUGUAAUUAUUGUCACAACAUCUUAAAUCGGACGGGUAAUAGUGCGUUGAAAAUAUUAUGACUGACUGACCAGAAGUUCUAUGGCUUAUAUGGUGAAUGCUUAAAUGCUUCAAACUACACUGAUAUCGAUGAAAUAUGUAAAAUAAAUCUAUUAAGUCUGAAGAAAAAGAAAUUUAUCAAAAUAUUGAGAAUUUUCGCACACUAAAAAAUUUUUAAACUAUUUAUCGUAUUAUUAGUUCGUAAAUUUACGAUAAUUAUUUUAUUAGAUACAAACAAAAAAGUUAUCCUUUAGCUGAAGGUGUAUUUGUGCAAAUAUUUUUACAUACAAUCGAUCAAACGCCCCAAGGCAGUUUGACAUUUGAAUACUCCUUCCUCAUUCCGAAGUGGUUAGAAUAAUGAAAGUUAUAUUAUUUUUGGCCAGGCCCCAAGCCUGGUGCCUUGUAGGCCUAGGCAUAAAUCAGAGGCUGCACACAAUUCAAGAACAUACAUACAUAUCGUUUGACGCAUUCGUUUGAACAUAACAUCGAAAUAACAUAAUGUUUUUAUUCAAAGUUUCUGUAUUUAACUUAAAUCGUUACGUAAAGCUGCCAUCGGUUUCGAAUGUAGAUUCUAGAAAGAAACAGUAGACACUCCGCAGUCACUCUUUACCACCGAUUACAGAAAUGACAUAGCAUUUAAUAAUAUUUAACGUGAUCUAAUAUUUACGAAAGAAAGGCGAUAUAAAUCGCUUCGCCUCACAUUUGUCUAAAGCCUGGUUACUAUAUAUAAAAAACGAUUCGUUUUGUUUUGAUUGUAGAAUUGUCGAACACCGUUACUCGCAGCAUUCUGACCCGUCAGUAACAAGUCAACGGUAACUUCUUAAUCUAAGUCUCGUUAGCAAAACGAAUCGUUUUUGUAUUUAGUAACUAGGCGUAGCAUAAAUAACACCAGAAGGCUCAUGGGAGUUAUAAAUGUUACCAGAACGAUGCAAACUGUUUUUAAUACAAGGAAUUUUUCCUCGUUUCUGAUAUGCACGGGUAAGAUCUGGAAUACCCUCCCGACCUCCGUUUUUCCCACCACCAUCUUCUAGGCAAGCGCGCUCCAUCUUAGACUGUAUCAUCACUUUCCAUCAGGUGUGAUAACAGUCAAGCGCUAGCUUAUAUAUUUAAAAAAAAAAAGAGUCACUGAGUUGUAUUAAAAACACACGAACCUAACCUAAAAGAUAAUAAAUCAUCAAUAUUUUAUACGUUUAAUUCUUUUAAUUAUAAUUUUA